Cucurbita pepo subsp. pepo (vegetable marrow) is the source of this 618-nucleotide messenger RNA. Its product is annotated as photosystem I reaction center subunit N. NCBI's taxonomy places the organism in Eukaryota, Viridiplantae, Streptophyta, Magnoliopsida, Cucurbitales, Cucurbitaceae. Gene Ontology annotation, cellular component: photosystem I. The record is from RefSeq and is a predicted model, not a curated record. Gene Ontology annotation, biological process: photosynthesis.
GAGGAGGAGGGGAUAUGGACCAAGAAAGCCUCAUCUGUUCAUCAACCUCAUCCACAACCCCAACACUCUCUCAUUCCCAUGAGCUCCAUCGGCCAAAACAUCCUGAUGGCUCUCGCCCUCACUCUAAACCAAUUCGCUUCCUCAAACGUUCAAUCCGUCCAGAGAAACAAACCCAAAACGCCACCCACCACCACCGCCACCACCUCCGCCUCCACCUUCGCCAGUUCUGACAUCCAACGAAGAGGCCUCCUCUUAUCUGCCGCCGUUGCCGCCGCCGUGGACUCCAGAACCGAGCUCCUAAAAAGGUACCUCAAGAAAUCCGAAGAAAACAAAGAAAAGAACGACAAGGAGAGAUUGGAGAGUUUCUACAAGCGAAAUUACAAAGAUUAUUUUGAGUUUGUUGAAGGAUCUUUGAAGAACAAGGAUGAACUUUCUGAAGCUGAGAAAGGUAUCAUUGAAUGGCUUAAGAGAAACAAAUAAAUGAAUUUCCAUUCAUUCUAUCCUUUUCUUUUCAUUUCUUCUAAUCUCGUCUAUCAAUUAUCAUUCUAACGAGGAUCGUUCAACGUUACAAAUAUUUAAAAUUUUCUAUCUAUUAAAAUUAUUCGUGAUAUUAUUCAA